Messenger RNA from Ramularia collo-cygni, 1098 nucleotides. RefSeq lists its product as uncharacterized. Lineage: Eukaryota; Fungi; Ascomycota; Dothideomycetes; Mycosphaerellales; Mycosphaerellaceae. Gene Ontology annotation, biological process: regulation of transcription by RNA polymerase II; regulation of cyclin-dependent protein serine/threonine kinase activity. Gene Ontology annotation, molecular function: cyclin-dependent protein serine/threonine kinase regulator activity. The coding region runs from base 1 to 1098 and encodes 365 amino acids. The record is from RefSeq and is a predicted model, not a curated record. Gene Ontology annotation, cellular component: nucleus; transcription factor TFIIK complex. The transcript has a single exon.
AUGAGCACGGGGACGUCGCACCUCAGCGAAGACGAUCUCUACCGCGCAUCGUCGCAGUUCCGCUUCUGGUCUUUCGCGCCAGAACAACUCGCCGCCCGUCGCCACGAAACGCACGCGCUCGCGAUCCAACGCGCUCGACAAUAUGACCCAAAUGGCGCUGAAGACUCCUAUCUCACGGCGGAGGAAGAGCUGAAGCUAGUGGAGAGCUAUGUCGACAUCAUCCGCAAGACGACCACCCACAUCAGAUGGCCGGUCAACAUCAAGACGACGGCGAUUCAAUAUCUCAAGCGCUUCUACCUCUCCAACAGCUGCAUGACCUACCCACCCAAGGAGAUCUACAAGACCGUCAUGUUUCUCGCAUCCAAGACCGAAGCAUUCCACAUCACGCUGUCCAAAUUCUGCGGGCAAAUCAGCGCGGUCCGUGAGGCAGUACUGGCGCCAGAAUAUAAGGUCAUGCAAGCAUUGCGCUUCACCCUGGACGUCCGACAGCCCUUUCGGGGAUUGAAGGGGACAUUGAUGGAGUUGUUGAACAUGGUGGAUGAUAAUAUACAAGGCCUCAAGGCAUUGAAGGAACCCGGUGGAGGUAGUGCGUGGAGGACACCGGGAGAUGGACGUGCCGUGGAGAAGAAACACAUCGUGGACCGCAUCAAUCAGGCAUACCACGUCGCCCGCAACACUUUGGACACCCCUGCCUCUACUACGGACGUCUACUUCCUGUACACACCCUCGCAGAUUCUCCUCGCGGCACUGCAGCUUGCUGACGAACCGCUGCUGCAUUUCUAUCUUGACAGCAAGCUCCCGACAGACGCGCAAAUGCGUCCGAGGAUCCUCUCAACCAUUCAAGAAUGUGCAGAUAUGAUGGGUGCGUUCCGUCCGGAGAACAUCAUUACCAAAGACGUUCGCAUCGCGCUGGAGGCGAAGCUAGAGGCAUGCAGAGAUCCGAGUACCAAGGAUCUGAUCAAAAGCCACGCUGCGAUGAAGAGGAGUGGUGCGGAGGAUGGCGACUCACAGGACGAAGCUAAGAAGAGGAAGAUGGAGAAGCAUAAGAAUGCCCGUGAGGCGGAUGACAUGUUUGGACCUGCUAUUGGGAAGGGGUGA